Messenger RNA from Podospora pseudocomata, 2125 nucleotides. RefSeq lists its product as uncharacterized. Lineage: Eukaryota; Fungi; Ascomycota; Sordariomycetes; Sordariales; Podosporaceae. The coding region runs from base 1558 to 1680 and encodes 40 amino acids. The transcript is spliced from 2 exons. The record is from RefSeq and is a predicted model, not a curated record.
CAACACCACAACUCAACAGUUCUUAUCAUGCCCCAUCUACGAGAGAUUCAUGGUUCACUCGAUUUGGAAGCCGCCGUCCGGCAUCUGCUCGGCCUUUCUUGACUCGAUACGGACAGCCACGACAGCAUCUGACGGGCGGGUGGCUGCUGCAGAUGGAACACAUGCUGUGGCUGCUUCUCAGAUGGGCAAUUCUCCCCCAAGUCAAACGUUGAGCAAGAUCCGCGAUCUGGUCUGUUUCUUUGCCUGGACACUGACAUGAACAUGCGACGAGACAUCUACUGCCGGUGCCACAACAUCCCAGCCCGCUUGUUCGGAAGGGAAGCCGAUGGGAAGCACAGAACAAAAACCCGAUUGUCCGCUGUCGGAGCAAGGCCCGACAUGAUCCGCUUGAUCUGCUCGGUCCGCUGGGACAUGAAAGCGCUCGCCGGCCGGCUUCUCGGGUGGACACAUGAAUUGUCCGUUGCCGUUUCAUGUCUUCCGAAUUGCAUGUGAUGAAGCCAUAUGGAGCGAGCUACAUCACUGCACCUGUCACCCCUUUCCCAGAGUCAUCGACUUGCUGCGGUCGAUCAUCACGGCCUUCCCGCCACGAGCGCUUUCGUACUCCCCCAGAAGUUGAGCUAUCACCGGGUGACUGCUGCUGCCUUCCAUGGACUGCCGGUGGUGUCGACGGAAUAUUCCGGUGUCGUAUGAAUGGGGAUCACAAACUCCAUCACCAACUCCCAAAACGAACCAGCUUUCUGCGUCUCCUGCUUCUUUGGGAAUGUGUGUCAUGGAAGCCAGCCGCAGAGCACUGCCUAACGAUGAAACUGGCGUCGUCCAACCAUUUUCGUGGCAGAGAUGCUGAUCCCAGCAGCCGUGGUUCCUAGCUUCAGGAGAGCCCAAGGUUGAUCACCUCUCACGCUUCACAUAGCUCGGACUCUUGGAGGGUGUUAUAAAUCGCUUUUCUUGGCCAACUCGUAGCUGCUUAAAAGUUCCCAGUUCUCCUUUCCAUCAACCAGGCGCAGCGGUUACGUGGCAAACCUCCGGCUUGGAAUUGCUGGUGAUACAAGCACAAACGUUGCCCGCACACACCGGAUACGAUACUCCUUUCGGCGGGUAGUAGCACAGAAGAAACGAGCCUGCCCGUGGCCGUUGAUCCGCUCAGUUGACGGAAGCGGUGUGUUCUGCUCUUGUGAUGAAUGAUUAGCAUGGUCCUGGUUGUGACAGUUCUUGUACCAUCCUCCGCUCCCACAUGCGCGCGAGACGGCGACGGCACGGGAUGGGUUUCUGGCAAAGGGGUAAUAUAUAUAUAGGGGGAUUGCUUCCUGAAGGGAUGCUCGAGUGUCUGAUAGCCAUCUUAUCAUAUUCUGUGCGCGGUUGACAUUCAUUCCAUUCUUCCGAAGCUUUGACAAAUUCUCUCGACCGGGCUCAAAUGCAUUAGAGAGCCAGACUUUUCAACCACGUCCUCAGUAAUAGCAACAUUACCAACAUAUACUCUCAUCCACCGCAGCAGAAUUGGAACCUCUCUCUCUCUUUUACAAAUCCUGCUCUCCAAGCUCCAGACGCUCAAUAAACACAAUGUCUUCGUACGCAUCUCACCAACCACAAGCUCCCACUCCUCAAGGAGGCGAGGACUCGUCGACCAGCUCGGGGGGAGGUGUCACUCCUAUUGAUCCCCAGUUUGGGAAGAAGAAGCCCUAAAAACCAUCGUGCUCAACCUGUUAACAUGGCAACCUAUACCUUUUUCUUUUUUUCUUUCAUUAUGGGACCACACUGGGGGCAUAAGGGGAGAUUUGGGAAACAGAGAGAUACCCCUAUACACUAUCCUACACUCGCUUUGUUUUGUUUGUUUGUUUUUUAAUCUCUAAUUAUUAAUGCACUCGCUCUCUCUCAGGGGUUGUUGGAGUUGGGGGAUGAGGGAAGUUGAUGGUGGGUGUUUCAUGGCCAAAUGCUUGGUUAGAUUUAAUUCGAGUAGUGUUGGAGGGAGAGAGGUUGGAGAUGGUACAAAAAAAGUUGCAAGGUGCAGGGAAUGCUGAUGAUAGGAAUAAUUGCAGAGCAGGCGCGUUCGAGGGUUUAGGAAUAAGAGAUACUGCCUACCUAACUCAAGAUUCUCAUGCCAAAAACGGUUUCUUGACAGUUCGUAUGC